Messenger RNA from Coniophora puteana RWD-64-598 SS2, 1991 nucleotides. RefSeq lists its product as uncharacterized. The annotation marks the transcript as partial. Gene Ontology annotation, molecular function: FMN binding. The record is from RefSeq and is a predicted model, not a curated record. Lineage: Eukaryota; Fungi; Basidiomycota; Agaricomycetes; Boletales; Coniophoraceae. The transcript has 5 exons.
CCAUGGCCGAAUGCCCCUGGCGCGCCCCUUUCGAAAACGCGCACUGCGCCAUCUUCCAGUUCUCCACCCUCGACAAUGGUGCCCCGCGCGUCCGCUCACACGUCCUCCGCGACACCCUCGCCCCCUCCUCCCCUCCGCACUCCGCCCACCCCAUCCUCGUAUCCACGACCGACGUGCGCACCCCCAAGGUCACGCAGCUCGCCCAAUCCAACCGCGUUGAGGCUGUCUUUUGGGCGGCCAACACCAACGAGCAAUACCGCAUCCGCGGGCGCGCGCACGUCUUCCCGCAUCGCAGCCUCGGUGGCGCGCUGCACGAGAAGAGCAGCGUGUUCGCGCAGCUCAAGGCGGAAGGCUUUGAUUGGGAAGCGAAGCGCAAGGAGGUGUUCGACGCGCUGAAGCCCGACAUGCGCGCGUCGUGGGCGCGCCCCACGCCCGGCUCGCCGCUGCUGAACCUGGAGGACGCGGAGAAGUGGCCGAGGGAGCUGCCCACGCUGGAGGACGCACAGGACGAGGAGACGCGGGCGCGGGUCAAGGAGGCGUAUGCGAACUAUGCGCUGUUAAUCAUCGAGCCGGAGCAGGUGGACUUUUGCGAGCUUGGGGUUGUGCCUAAUCAACGCACGAUCUUUACACGCACGGAAGAGGGAUGGGAUGCACAGAGGGUUGUGCCCUGAGGAUACCUUGACAUCGCUCAAGGUUUGGUUAUCUGAUAGAUGAGUGUACAGUAUUACCAGGGCUCGUUUUCAAUUUCAAUGUACGUUAUGUUGUGAGUUGACUGUCCGUUCCGCUGCACGCGUCGUAGCAUCUACCUACUCGUACACUUUGAGCAAAGUCCAAAGGGAAACACCCACAACUCAGCAGGUGCCAAUUAGUUCGAAUCCACUGUCCAGCUCCCCGUCGUACCUUCGCCUUCAAACCUUCACUCUCUUCGCUGUGCCCUCUUCGACCUCCUCGCCCUCCCCGUCCGCAUCCGCUUCCUCGUCUCCCUCGCUUAUCUCCUCGACGGUCCGCUUCGUGCGAGUCGCCACCGUCUCCUCCACGACACUACCAUCUUCGUCUGUGAUCGUUGUGGUCGUAGUCGCGGUGGUGGUCGUGAUGACGGGCGCGUCGCCCUCUGUAUACUCCUCGUCUUCUUCUUCUUCCUCUUCAACUAGAGCAGUCGGUGCGCCAUUACCGCCGAGGAGCAGCGCCGUGAGGUUGUUUUGUCCGUUCACAGCGUCCACCUCCCCAUACGCAUCUUCAUCCUCGUCGUACUCCUCCUCUUCCUCCUCCUCCUCUUCGCCUACCUCGUACGACUCCUCUUCUUCGCCCUCGAUCUCGUAAAUGUCGCUCUCCUCGUCCGACUCCCCGCUCUCCUCGUUGACAAGCCCCUCGAGCCGCGGGUCGACGGGUGCGUUCGCGUUCGCGGGCAUGGUGAUGGUGAUGGUCGUGGCGGUGUUCAAGUGGUGUUGGUGUUUGGUGGUAGUGUGAUGGGUUCCUUGGUACGUAUGGUAGUACUAGUGUGGCGGUGGACGGAUGUGCUGAGCGAGGGAAGUGGGCUUUUGCUUAGGAAGCGAGCAAGGUUGGCGUUGCUGUGUGCACGCCCGUGUGUAUUUUAGGACUGAAGGCCCUCGGGCGGGAUCGUAACGGUGCGGAUGCGAGGACCAAGUGUUAUGUUGGCUGGUACUGAUACUGGAUACUACUGGGAUGAAGCUACCAGCAAACAAAGAAGAUUAAUCAAAUCUCGGGCAAGAAAAGCUAAGAAUCGCAGCACCUGAAUCCCUAGCUACAGAGCAGGCAGAAACCGGAGACGAGAGUUGGGCGUGAGGCGGCGGGAAAGCAACCAGCGGUCACGGUCACGGUCAACGCGGGGUACCACGCUACGCACGUUCGUUCGUUCGUUCGCUCACCUGAGUUGCUCGCUUUAGCUCCUGCUUUAGCCGAAAGGUACCUGCAGUGCGCUGUGAAAACCUGGUGGGCGGUGCCAGAGCGUGAGCCUGAGUAUGUGCGCUGUG